GGAAUUCAGGUUAGUCUGGGCUCCAGUGGGACUCCUCCUUUCAAUCUUGUCUCAUUGAAACAGUUUCUUGGAUUUUUGAAGAGGAAAAGAGAUCAGAUAAGGAUGGAGCUGACAUGGGCAGGAGCUCUGCUUCUUCUCUGUAUACUUUUCACCCUUUUCUCAUCCUUCCAAAUGUACAAGAAAAAAGGGCAGCUGCCCCCAGGACCCACCCCAUGGCCUUUUCUGGGGAACGUCUUGCAGCGAGAUGUGCUACCUCUGAAUAAAUCCUAUAAAAAGCUUAUUGGAAGGUAUGGUCCUAUCUUUACCAUCUGGAUUGGAUCAAAACCAGUGAUUAUGCUCUGUGGAUAUGAAGUGAUAAAAGAUGCUUUCGUAGAUCACGCAGAAGAAUUUAGUGGACGUACUUCUGUGCCCAUGAUUCAGCGAAUAUUCCAUAAUCAUGGUAUAGCCACCACUGAUCAGAGGAAAUGGAGGGAGAUGCGACGGUUCACACUGUCCACCUUGCGAGAUUUUGGGAUGGGGAAGAAAAGCAUGUCUGAAAGGGUCCAGGAGGAAGCCCUUUGUCUGGUGGAAGAAGUGGGCAGCUUUCAAGGGCAGCCUUUUGACCCAAGAAGAGGAUUUACAAGUGCUGUUUCUAAUGUGAUCUGCGCAGUUGUCUUUGGCAAUCGAUUUGAUUAUAAAGAUCAAACCUUCAUGGAGAACCAAAAGAUUGUGGAAUCUCAAUUAAGAUUCUUUAAUAGUAUUUUAGGAACGGUAUAUAAUACUUUCCCAAAAAUAAUGGAAUACUUUCCUGGGCAACACACCAAACUUUUUACUGCUAUUGAAAAACUCUGUGGCUUUAUCCAUGAGAAAGUGGAACUCCACCAGAAGACACUGGAUCCUCAGAAUCCCCGUGACUAUAUUGACUGCUUCCUUAUCAAGUCAGAGAAGGAGCAGAACUCAUCUGAGAUUAUCUACACUCCUAAAAACCUUGUGCGUUCUGCGCUUGAACUCUUUUUUGCUGGGACAGUAACCACUAGCAAUGCUUUGCUCUCCAGCCUUCUUGUGGUGGCAAAAUUGCCAGACAUUCAAGCUAAGGUGCAACAGGAGAUCGAUGAGGUGGUGGGUGCAAACCGCACUCCAGGCAUGGAAGACCGGUUGAGGAUGCCUUUCACAAAUGCUGUUGUCCACGAGGUUCAACGGUAUCAGAAAGAGAACCCUGAGAUCUUUCCACGGGCAACAACUUGUGACACAAAAUUCCAUGGUUACAACAUUCCCAAGGACACGGCUGUCGCUCAAUUGCUCACCUCUGUACAUUUUGACCCUCUCCAGUGGGAGACUCCAGAGAGGUUCAACCCAGAUCAUUUUUUGGAUGGAAAGGGCCAGUUCAGGAAAAGAGAUGAUUUCAUGUCAUUCUCGGCAGGGAAGCGGGCCUGUCCAGGGGAAGCCCUGGCUCGGAUGGAGCUCUUCCUGUUCUUCAGCACUCUGCUCCAGAAGUUCACCUUCCAUAUGGCUGGGGACAGCAAAGACAUGGACGUAAUGUCUUUGUUUAUGGACUUCAGGAAGAAGAAUCGAUACCCCCUUAUAAGAGCCAUCAAACGUUCAGUGUGAACACUAAGGAAGUGGAGGGUUUGAAGAACAAUUCUCAGCUACAAUUUUUUAGGAAGUAUUUCGGGAUAUUUAGGAAUUUUGAGUGAAACAGAUAUAAAAUAUUUUUUCUUUCAAAUCUUCGUACUUAGUAAAGGCAUAUUUACUAUCCAUAAAACAA
Messenger RNA from Candoia aspera, 1744 nucleotides. RefSeq names its product cytochrome P450 2C5-like. NCBI's taxonomy places the organism in Eukaryota, Metazoa, Chordata, Lepidosauria, Squamata, Candoiidae. The record is from RefSeq and is a predicted model, not a curated record. Gene Ontology annotation, biological process: xenobiotic metabolic process; epoxygenase P450 pathway. The transcript has 9 exons. Gene Ontology annotation, cellular component: cytoplasm; intracellular membrane-bounded organelle. Gene Ontology annotation, molecular function: arachidonate epoxygenase activity; heme binding; oxidoreductase activity, acting on paired donors, with incorporation or reduction of molecular oxygen, reduced flavin or flavoprotein as one donor, and incorporation of one atom of oxygen. Bases 103 to 1587 code for a protein of 494 amino acids.